AUGACGAAUCAGUAUUUUUCGACUUAUGUUGAAGAUUUGGAACAGGAACCUUUUGAUGCCAUUGAUUUUGUGGAACGUUUGGCCUGGCGUUUAACUGGAGGCAAAGAUGACAUCGAUGUUACGGAUUUGAAAACGAAAUUUGAAGAAGAAAUUGGCAAUUUGCAAAUGUUAAGCGAUCAAUUUCAAUCGAAGAUAAGUUCAUUGGAACAGCAGUGUAACAAUGACAAACGUGAAUAUUUAAACGUUUUGCAUAAACUUCAUGAACAGAAUGCUGAUGCUAUGGAUAAAUUAAAGCAGUUAGACAAUACGAUGCAAACAGUUUCAACUAAAGUGGUACAUUUGGGUGAUCAGCUAGAAAGUGUUCAUUUGCCACGUGCUCGUGCUAAUGAAGCUCUACAACUAAUGAAGCAUUUCGAUGAAUUUUUAGCAGAUCAGCCUUUAAGUUCUGAUAUCUUCACUGAUCCAGAUAGGUUAUUGGAAUCUGCUGCUAUGAUCCAGAAGUUGUCAUCUAUUUCUCAGGAAUUGGCAAAAGAUAAAUAUAGCAAUGUACAGAUUAGAAUUGCUCACAAGUACGACGAAAUCGAACGAUUAAUGUUGGAAGAAUUUGUGCGAGCCCAUCGACAGGGUAAUUGGCGUAGAAUGCAUGAAAUAGCUGUUAUUUUGGCUGAUUUCAAAGGUUAUUCGCAGUGUCUGGAUGCUUUCGUUGAACAUAUGCAGAUUAAUGCUUUUCGCGGUGACAGCGUUUUUGAUGAUAUUUUAUCACUUUGUCAGAAAACACAACCGAUGUUGAAAGAGAUCUUCCCAAAUCCUGACCAAGUAAUGUCGAAGUUGGUUUUGAAUUUAUUUCACGGGAAAUUACAGGAAGUCAUAGCAACGAAAUUAAGCGAUUCUGAAAAUGAUUUAGAAGCUUAUUUGACAUCAGUAUAUGAUCUCUAUUCGAGAACGCAAAAAUUGGUAUCAAAUUUAGUUGCAUUGCGGAUUACUGGAACUGAUCUGCAGUUUAUGGAUACAUUGGUGCGGUCUGUGUUCGGUCGUUAUUUAGAAGCGUAUCCUACAAUUGAGAGGCAAUUUCUGAUAGAACAAUGUGGCGCUAUUUUGAGUCGGUUUUAUGAGUCAAAAAAUCAUCAAAAGAAACAAAUCCAAAGUGGAGGGUUGCAAGACUUGAAGCGCGAUAUUCAAGCAAGAUUAUUGAAUGUGGAAACAUAUGGUGGUGAAACAUUUCUAUCGGAAGAAGUAGCUAUUAACAUACUUCAAGAAACGAAGAAUGCCUUUCAGCGCUGCCAACUGUUAUGUGAUAAAGAUGAAGCGCCAAAAAUGACUGAAACAAUAUUUGAUGUACUUUUGCGAUUUUUAUAUACAGAACAUUUAGAUUAUGCAAUUGAUCUUUCACUUGCGGGAAUAUCAUUAGCUGAACCAAAAACUGAGCCUCCUAAUUACUUUUUUUCUGUUGUGCAACAAGCUGUAGCUAUUACGCAUCUAUUCCACAAGCAGUACGAUGAUUCCAUCUUCCCAUUUGUCAGUGAAACUCCUGUUGAAGAUAUUUGUACAAGGAAACGUGUUGAUUGUUUACGUAAUGUUGAAAAUCGUAUAAAUCUUGGGCUUGAGCGACAGAUUAAUGCAGUAGUUGGUUACAUACGUUUUUUGUUGACGAAUGAACAAAAGAAGACAGAUUUUCGUCCUGAAGAUGAAAAUCAAAUGGUGACAGCCAUGUCCAAUGCUUGUGCUCUUGUUGUCAAAUACUUAAGUGCAGAAGUACAGGUGAUACGUGACAGUCUUGAUGGUGGUAAUUUGAUGACUCUGAUGCUAGAAUUUGGUCGUCGUUUCUACAAAGUUCUUUUAACACAUAUAUAUCAAUUUACAUAUAAUUCUCAAGGAGCUAUGCUUUUGUUAUGUGAUAUCAACGAAUACAGAAAAUGCAUACUGAGUUGGAAAAUUCCUGAAGUUGGCAAACAAUUUGAAGCUUUACAUGCGCUUGCAAAUUUAUUGGUUGUUGUGCCUGAGAAUUUAAACGAAGCUUGUUCAUCGCAACUAUUGAUUGAUACUGAUCGAAGAAUGAUUAAUAGUUUCAUACAACUUCGGAUGGAUUAUCGAACAGCUAAAUUGCACUUAAAUUUUAUAUGA
Brugia malayi is the source of this 2121-nucleotide messenger RNA. It is a transcript of the gene Bma-sec-10, whose product is annotated as putative exocyst complex component Sec10, putative. The transcript is spliced from 16 exons. Gene Ontology annotation, cellular component: cytoplasm; exocyst. The record is from RefSeq and is a predicted model, not a curated record. Gene Ontology annotation, biological process: exocytosis; Golgi to plasma membrane transport. The coding region runs from base 1 to 2121 and encodes 706 amino acids. Lineage: Eukaryota; Metazoa; Nematoda; Chromadorea; Rhabditida; Onchocercidae.